Messenger RNA from Megalobrama amblycephala (Wuchang bream), 1764 nucleotides. RefSeq lists its product as uncharacterized. The record is from RefSeq and is a predicted model, not a curated record. Gene Ontology annotation, cellular component: plasma membrane. The transcript is spliced from 6 exons. Lineage: Eukaryota; Metazoa; Chordata; Actinopteri; Cypriniformes; Xenocyprididae. Bases 448 to 1323 code for a protein of 291 amino acids.
CUCAUUCAAGAAUUGGACUACACUUGGUUGCGCUCAAAGGAGCUGAUUCGCUACCGUAGAACCAUAGAUUCAUUGAAAACUGAUUAAUUCAAAAGAAAUGUAGAUUCAUUUACGGUGUUGAAUUGGUAUUUUAGUAUGAUAUUGUAUCCGCAUUGGUGGAAUGCACUUGCGAGAACCUGUAAUGGAACCAAAUGACAGUAUUUGUUUAAUGAAACAGGUUGCGAAUAAGCUCACAGUCCUAGUCAUUGCAUUGGCUAACAUUGCUAAGAAGCGUAAAGAGUGCAAUCUCUUGUGUUUACAUACCAGAUGUGUUCUUUUAUAACACUACCACAGUACAAAUCGCCAUAAUCUCCUGAAAAAUAACCUACUGCACUUUCAAACUGUAAAGAUCAGAGAUUUACAGAGGUCCCAACAGCAGAUCCUAAGAAACCAGAUUCCAAUGCGACAAUGUCCCCAAAUCAGAAGGAGGAACUGGACCGAAUGAGAGCCAAAAAGCUGGCAAAUGCAGUCCACUACAUCUGGGAGACGGGAGAAGACAAAUACAUGCAGCGUUACUUUCACACUGGCUUCUGGUUGUCUUGUGAGAAACACAAUGACGGUGAUGGUGAGAAAUGUCGGAGCUUCAUUGAACUGACCCCUGGAGAAACACAAGGAGUUCUGUGGCUCUCAGUCAUAUCAGAGUUCGCAUACAUCAGCCUCCUGGCGAUGGGCUUCCUUCUGAUGUGGGUGGAAUUGCUGCUCCUGUGUCUGAAUAAGGAAAUGUAUGCGCUCAAGAUCAAUGCUUUUGCUGCCAUCUGCACUGUGCUGUCUGGUUUGAUGGGAAUGGUGGCACAUAUGAUGUAUACAACAGUAUUCCAGAUGACUGUCAGCAUCGGGCCCAAAGACUGGAGACCACAGACCUGGGACUACGGCUGGUCAUUUGCCAUGGCGUGGAUCUCCUUCAGCUGUUGCAUGGCAGCAGCUGUAUUCACCCUGAACUCUUACACCAAAACUCUGAUUGAGAAUAAGCACCGUGCCCGGAUCCGUCUGGAGGAGUCCCGUGCCGCCAGCCACGCGCCGCCUUAUGAUGAGGUCAUCACGACCGGUGGUGGGAGCCUCUACUCUGUCAGCCGACUUGUUCAGCAAUGCCAGAAGGGUGCAUUUAUUGACACUGUGUGGACCCCCAGGGAGGAAGGGUCUUGUGGGGGUAUGGUGGGGGUGAAAAGUCCUCAUGGACUGGUACUAGUGGGGGGGUGCAGGAGAGAGGGAUGCGAGGACUGCGAGAGAGAAAUGGAUGAGAUGGAAGAUGUAUUAGAGAGGGAAGGGAAUGAUGAAAUGUGCUGAGGAGACGUGGACGGCACGCGAUAAUAAGGUCUGGAUCUGAUGAAAAGGACAUUUGCACAGAAGAACGCCCAAAUAAACCGCAGGAAGUCCUUCAUCAUUAGCAGCAUCGGUGAUCAAGUUUACAUGCAUAUAAUUUUCUAAUGAAGAUCCAUACUUUGAUUAAGCCUUUAUUCUGAAAAAUACGUUUACAUGCUUUGCAGCUAUUUAAAUAUUCCUGUAUUCAAAUCAGCAUAUUUUGAAUAAACACACGUGGAGGUUCUUUCCCUGUUAGAUGCUCUUGGCAUUUAUUCUGAUGCACUGAGUAAUUUUGGACUGUAAUUUAAGCAUUAAAUGUCAUACAGUUGCACAUAAGAGUGGGACCCUGUGUGUCAAUUGCAAAAUGUAGCUCAUUAUGUUUCUUUUACUCUUUGUAAAACAUUAGUAAAGCAUCUUUCUUCAUUA